GACUAUGAACUCAUCUGGCAUUUGUGUGUCAACGAAACAAAAGAUGUUGAAGCUGUAGAGACGGGAUUUAGGCUCUACUCUCUGUCCCUUUUGUGUGUGGAAAACCUGUUUGUGUCAUCUGCAAUUGCUGCCGAAAACGGUCAUCCUUUCCUUAAUUGUCGGCGGUAUACUACCAGAAAUGCAAAUGUCACUUGGCGCGCCGUUAAUCAGCUGUUUGAGCCGGUCCAAUUUUUGAGUAGAACCAGUUGCAGAACCUACGCUAUUCAUCCGGUGUUAUUCCCGGAUGUCGGCUGUGUUGAUGCUCGAAGGACGAAUACUGUCUUAACGACGAAGGAUACCUUUCAUCCGAAGCGCGUUUACAACCCGCACUGAGGACAUCCCGGAGUACGUGCCUUGAUCGCGACUGAGAAGUUACCUGUAUACGGUUUCCCGCUAUUCGCCUACGUUUUGAACGAACGGUGAAUUAAACUGGGGGAAUAACUAGCACUCUGUUGCCCAAGGAAAGCAUCCCUACUUUAGCAGCGAAUGCGUAGCAUCACGGCAUGUACAGCGCAUGACGUUCUCCUGAACAUGUAACUACCGUUUCGUAGUUGUGUUGUCCGAAUACAUAUCGAGUGUCCACACAUGCCGUUGGCUUGUGUGUAUUCCUCUCCUUUUCCCUGAGUGCAAUUCCUCUCCUGUCCGGGAAGCAAACAUCAAGUUACUUAACUUCCUACUGCGACUUCAGGAGGCUCACCUCGGAUUUGGUGCCCGCAGAAAGUCAUUGCGGGUGCGUAUCCGUGUGCCGAGGAAAGAACGACCCUGGUCUUCCAAUUUCAGUCCACUCAGUUUCGCAACGCUGUUGCAUCUCUGUAGAAAACCAACGAGACAGCUAGAGCACGCCGCGGAUCCCAUAUGGUUGUUCUAUAAGCCAUUCUAGAGCAGCUACCGUUGCCAAAUACACCAAGGUGCCCUCCUUUUUCAAAAUGACAGAAUCCGGGCAGCACGUCAAGCCUUCAGACAAGCGGGCGUGCUCUGUCGACAGCGCAAGCACCUGCCUUCCACUGGAAGGACCGAGUCAGGAACCACUAGGUUCACAUGAUCCACUUCAGUGUUCAAUUUCGAGCUUCACUCGCAACGUGGUUGCCUGCCUCAAGGACCAGAAAGGCGACGCAGACAGUGUGUACACACAGGCGGAAAUACAAGCCGCCACAGAGAGAGCACUAGCACAGCAAAAGCAGGAGAGAGGAAGUCUACUGCUGGCUGCUUCGACUGUGGUAUUGCUGUUGGCUACUCUGACUGGAGGAUGCAGCCUGUAUUCUGCCAUCAAAUUGAGCGAGCGCCCGCCGAAGCUCGGUUCUCCAGGAAGCGUCUCAAACCCUUCUCAAAGCGAUGUGUUUGUUGCAUCUACUGGAAAUACGGCCCAAUUUCGGGAAUUCGCCCGUCGAUGGAGAGGUUCCACAUUUCCAUCGGGAGCACUGAUGCAGAUCCCUCAUACGGCGCAAAGUUCAGAUGCUCCGUCAUCUGUCAACUCAGCAGGCGACGACAGUGGCAUUUACGCCGAGAACGGAGGAACCGAAAGGAUGGUUCCUCUCUCUCUCCUGGCCAGCAUCCCGUUCGAGGCCCUUGUUAGAGUAUCCGUUGUUGUUCUUCGUCUAAAUGACAACGAAGUGCGGGCAUACCGAGUGGCUACAGUCAGCCGAAACUUCUCGACUAAUUCAACCGCGAUGGAGUUUGCUUCCCGUGAGACACUCGUGAUUCAACCAGAUGGUCUAGCACUGCUCCUGACACCGUCUAAUGCAAUAGUGACAGGGUGGAACGUAGAACCACAGGGAAAGGACGAUCCACUGUCAUCGCUGCUUAGUACAGCUGGCGGGCUUGAAGGCGGAGCAGCUGGCCAAGCCUCUCCGUCGGAGAGUCGUCUAUCAUCCUUCACAGUACCUCUCACCAAUGCGCAAGUGACUGAAUGGCUGCUGAGAAAGCAGAACGACCUUGAAGCGAGCCAGUCUUCAUCAAUCGGGCAGCCAAUCGAGGACGCAGUUCUUUCUGGAUCUGAGAGUUCAACCAGCACCAAGGCACCAUCUCCUGCGUUCCCACUGACGGACAAACAGUACGAACAGAUGGACAAAGGGGAGCCUCUUUUGGAAGGCUUUCCUGCCCUUUCACCAUCCACAAAUGUGUUGAACACUACGAAGGACGCGUUACCCAGCAACCAGCUAGGCAGUGCGCCAGAGCCCCAAGACGACAAUUUGUUCCUUCAAAGCCGUUCGGCAGACCCGAAAGAACCAACGGAGUCACCUGAUGGUAGCACGUCACAGGAUGAUGUUAGCUAUCGCGAGGACGCAACAACAGCUGGGAAUGCUCACACGGGUAAUUAAGUCAGCCCCGUAUCCCUGACUGCCGUUCUGCUGCGUAUUUCACGAAACGUGAAUCACAACACCAGACUGUCAGUGCAGUUCAGCAUAAAGUUGGAUACCUCCCGCCGCGACAUACUCAUCGUCGGAGAAUUCUCCUUAUCACUGUAAUCAGGACUUGCUCCUGCUCUGAACGAAUACGACCGACAUGGUGACACAUCGAAAAGUCUAUACGAUAGUCGACCUAAUUGUGUGUUGCUACUGGAGGCUACAUUGAGUGGGACACAAGGUGACACCCUGUUCGGGGGGUAUCACAGAAAACCACAGAAACACAGUGUCUAGUUCUAGCCGGUGAAAACAUUUUAGAGCGCAUUUUUAAAAGCACUGGUGACUAGGGUCCACGCGUUACGCUGCGAAAACCGUGGACUGAUAGAAAGGUUUGUGGUGGCAUUUUGCAGAGAGUCGUGGCUGACUCGGAACAGUCUCCAUGUCGUGCCUGAAAAGAGCGCAGGACCCUUGCGUAUGAAUACUCGUGGCCACGUCCGAAAUCGAACGCAUGUAAAUGCACGGACUCACUCCAGCAUAAGUGGCACUGCUCUCUUCUUGUGCUGUCUUUCCUAUGUAUCUGCCGAACGAACACCGCGUCAACGAACACAACAUCCCUUCUACCACGCCGCUUGUAACAUCGUUGAUGGCAUUUUCCCCCUCCUCGACAAACUCUUCAGACUCUAAACACAGUGCUGAACGCGAUCGUCAGCAAAGCAAA
This is a messenger RNA of Toxoplasma gondii ME49, 3099 nucleotides long. RefSeq lists its product as hypothetical. The transcript is spliced from 6 exons. The coding region runs from base 966 to 2357 and encodes 463 amino acids. NCBI's taxonomy places the organism in Eukaryota, Apicomplexa, Conoidasida, Eucoccidiorida, Sarcocystidae. The record is from RefSeq and is a predicted model, not a curated record.